AUGGCUAACGACGGCCACGAAGGCCGCGAAGACCUCUACGUCAGCCGGACCUGCUAUGUCCAGACAGCUGAGAGCAGGUUCGGGAAAGAUGUUCUCGACGAGAUAGAGACGUUUGUCUUUGAGCUCCCACACGUAUCCAACGUCAUUGUGGAGGACGACGUCGGAAGUGAGUCUGAGGAUGAAGAAGAGGAUACUGAGAUGUACGAUGUCGAGACCUCCUCCGACUUGGGGGAGGAGACAGAUUCGAACCACGCCCAGCACGGAUUCCCUAAGAUUGCGACGACGAGGAACAAUCUGACGGCCCUCUCGCAACGGUACAAUUUGUACUUCGCAGCCUAUCAAGACAGAAUUUAUGUCUACCAGCCCCAGAGGACCGGGCCACGGAUCUUGCCCGCCCCGUCACUCAUCCUCCACCCGCCGCGAUCCCCGCUUGGGACAUCCUGUCCCGGAGCCAUCGACACAUACUUCCCGCAUCAAAUCAACCACAUAAUCGUGGGCAAUCUGGGGAAUAUGGAAAUUGUCCUGUUUGCCUACGAUGAUGGCGACGUGGCGGCUUACUACACAUAUGCGAUCGCCCACUGCAUCAAGGCUAACAGCGAUGCGGGCCGCAGCCCUGGAUCUCGCAGCCGUCAAGCAGCGCACCCGAAACUCUGCUUCCAGGACAAUGUCGGUAGCUCGGCAUGGGGACUUGCUAUCCACGAGCAAUCCCGCCUGAUUGCCGUCGGCUCGAACUUGCGCAUGGUUGUUGUGUUUGCUUUUGCACUCAGCCGCCCCUCCGCCGCCGCCGUCAAAUUCUCUACGGAUGGGAAGAAGCCCGACGAAAUAGAGCUUGAAAAGCACGUGCGAUCCAGGACUAGGACUUGGCGGAUCGUCCUACCGCUUGGCUAUGAAGGGCACAACAUCCCCAACGUCACCUUCAUGGAUGACGAAGCGGGAGAGGCAGACAAGGUUGUCGCCAUCGACAUUCGUGGCAACGUAUGGCUUCUCGACAUCUGGAAUGUGGGCCAGGCGCCCGUCCGAUGGCCAAAGGCUGUUUCAAGGGGACGUCGUACGCCAGCGGUUGUGGGCUGGGGCGUGCUGGUUCUUCCGGAUAGGUGUUUCAAGCGGACCCAGACGGUGCGCGAAUGUCUCGGGGUCCCGGGAAACGAGGUCAUUGCCGUCACGAAGCUCGAACAGACGGGUCCUGCAUUAUCGCAGAACAACACAGUUUGGCUGGAUACGACAUGUAGCCUGUAUUAUAUCCGGGAGCUGUCGCUACCCGCCGAAGCCGUGUUCCGGCGGCGCCAGAACACCGCCGAGUAUGCGGUGACCCACGCCUGCAAGUCGGUAUUCGUGGAACAAGAUCUCUCGGACUCAUGGGAGACCGAUUCCGAUUCUGAAGAUGGGGCCGUGAACCUUCCUUCAGCGCCGGACCCUUUUCACAACAAAGCGGUACCCUCCGGGUCGAAAACCGGCACCGAGAAACAGGGGCGUAAAGUACUGCCGCCCUCCACCACCGACUGCCCGUGGUAUCUCAAGUCCGGCGAUACGACAGACGGCGCCCAGAUGCUUGGAGUCAUUAAUCCCACCUCUAAGAAUGUGGCAUCGAUCGACAGCCUUGCCGGCGACGGGAUGUACCAUAAAAAGCUCGGAAGCUAUAGCCUCCGUCAGACUAGGGAUGGAAGCCAGAUCGAGUUCUCCAAAGCCGAUCUGCCGGAGCACGCCGUCAAGGAUUACUGCCUCCUCCGCACUUCCUUGACCGACAUCGAGCUCCAGCCCUUUAACAAAGACGCGCCCUGCAUCGACUGCAAGUAUGUCCUCCCGCACCACACCAACGCCCCGAGCACCCCCUGGGAUCUCCACCCGACCUACUCGGAGCGCGUGAGCAUGCUCAUCCAUAUCCCGCAGCUGAACCUGGUCGCCGCCGGCUCGCCCACCGGUCGCGUCGCCCUCAUCACGCUGACCAAGACGGCCAAGAGGCUGCACAUGACCAAACUGCGGCACGGCUUCCGCGUCGACUACGUCCUGCCCCGCAGAUCAGAGGACGACAGAAAGCUGCGGCCGGGGUGUACGUUGAUCGGCAUUGCCAUGUCGCCGGUGCCGUACCGGCCCGGAGUCGACCUCGAGCUGCGUCCGCGCGGGGAGAGGCCGUCGCCGACCAUGUACAGACUUAUCCUGCAUUAUAAGGAUCAUACGAUUCUCAUGUAUGAUAUUGCGCGGAGUGGGGAUGAUGGCAGUUUGACGGUGUUUUAA
This is a messenger RNA of Chaetomium strumarium, 2232 nucleotides long. RefSeq lists its product as uncharacterized. The coding region runs from base 1 to 2232 and encodes 743 amino acids. NCBI's taxonomy places the organism in Eukaryota, Fungi, Ascomycota, Sordariomycetes, Sordariales, Chaetomiaceae. The record is from RefSeq and is a predicted model, not a curated record. The transcript has 4 exons.